AUGAAGGAGGCCUCGUGCUGGAGCAUACGAGAUGGAAGGGACACAAGCUUCUGGAAUCAGCCAUGGCUUGACUGUGGAGUUCUGCUCAGUGACCAUCUUCUGCAGGACAUCAAUGAGGAAGAGAGCAGCACGAAUGUGGCAGAGUGGGUGACUGAGGAAGAUGAGUGGAGGUGGGGAAGGUUAAAGGAACUCCUACCUGAUGACAUCCUUAUGUUGAUUGCAAGUAAAAUCACCCCUAACCCGGAGCUAGAGGACAAGAUGAUUUGGGGGCUUGAAAAAGAUGGGAGAUUCCGCCUGAAAUCAGCGUACAAUCUAGUUGUGAACAUUAACAGCGAGGGAGAGUCACCAAGAUGGAAGGCGAUCCGGCAAUGGAGAGGCCCCAACAGAGUCAAGCACUUCCUCUGGCUGGCUAGACACAAGAGACUUUUUAGCAACAAGGAGAGAACAAAACGGAAGAUCACCAGAGAUGAAGAGGAAUUGGUGGAACAUAUUUUGAGAAGCUGCACUAAGGCUAAGCUUAUGUGGGGCAGAUUCAAGGAGAAGAUCAUGGUGAAAGAUCACAACAUCCCUUUCCAGAACUGGCUUCUCUCAAACCUCAAGAACGAGAAGUCAGGGGUGGACUUUGGGAUCAUCUGCUGGAUGCUAAUCCGAGAAAAGAAGACACGGUCAACGCCGUCCUCCCUCAAACGAAGUCAACAGGUUGGAUGGAUACCCCCGCCGGAAGGGUGGGUGCAAAUCCAAACCGAUGGAUCAAUCCUUUCCCCGGAAGAACAUGUUGCUGCAGGAGGGCUCAUUCGUGAUUGUGAAGGCAGGUGCAAAGAAGCGUUCGUGUGCAAAUUGGGUAUCUGCUUAAUCACUAGUGCGGAGCUGAAAGGCACCGUGGAAGGGUUGAAAAUUGCAUGGAACAAAGGCUACAUGAGAGUCCAUUUGAACAUGGAUUCCUCUACUGCAAUUGCAAUCAUCAAGAACCGUGAGGACGAUGAACAUCGACAUGGUCAUAUUGCUCAUCAGUUUCACUACCUUCUUAACCUUGAUUGGAUUGUUGUUAUUUCUCAUAAUGGUGGUCAUCAUCAUGGUGACGAGGCUCCUAGUGUGGAGGAGAAGGCUGCUAGUACGGGUCCUGGUAAUAGAGACCCUGAGCAUGGAGGAGCUCCUCCUUGA
Linum tenue is the source of this 1161-nucleotide messenger RNA. The record is from the annotation of a GenBank genome assembly. NCBI's taxonomy places the organism in Eukaryota, Viridiplantae, Streptophyta, Magnoliopsida, Malpighiales, Linaceae.